AUGUUCCGGAGCUUCCCAUUUUUCUCCAUCCGCGGGCCCCAUUUUAUUCCCAGUUGCGCGAUAUCGUCUUUCGUUCGUUGGAAGCCACCACAACAAACCACCAAAACCCACCCAGCGUCAACGGCCGGCACCACGCACAACCACUCCGAACCCGGAUUUUUCACGACCUUCAUCCGGCCGCCGUCCAACCCCUCUCUCCCCCCAAUUGGCCCUCCCUCGAUUCCCAGAGCCGUCGUUCACUCGCACCGCUCGGCCGAACCCCCCGAUACCCGAAUCGACCUUCUUUUUCACAUUCUUUCGCCACACAAAAUGUCUUUCGCCCUCCUCUCACGGCGGUCCGCCCUCACCAUGGGCCGCCAGAUGGUCCGUUUCGAGUCCUCCGCUACACAAAAGGCCGCCGAAACUGCCAAGCAGACUGCCACCAAGGCUCAAGCUCAAGCCGCUGAGCUCUCGGCCAAGGCCCAGGAGGGUCUCUCUCGCGUCACUGCCGCUGCCGGUCCUGCUAUCACCAACGCUGCGAAGAACGUCUCGGGUGCGCUGGGCAAGGUUGGCGGGCCCACUGGGCGUCUUGUUGCUUUUGUUGAGAGCAAAACCCCUGCCCUCGUUUACUACACCAAGGUUGGCAUCGAGGUGGCCAAGAUCGUCUUCCGGGGCCAGAGCAUGUCUCCUCCCUCCGUCUCUACCUUCCAGACAUACUUCCAGAACCUCUGGAAGCAACUCCAGACCCCCGGCCCCUUCUUCUCCCAGCUCGCCAAGUCCCUCAAUCCCCAGCAAGUGCGCAACCUCUCCAGGACACAAGUCGCUGCCGGCGGCGUCCUCGUCGCCGAGCUCCUCGGUUUCUUCACCGUGGGCGAGAUGAUUGGCAGACUCAAGAUUGUCGGGUACCACGGUGGCCAGAAGGCUGAUGCUCACCACUAA
Messenger RNA from Podospora anserina S mat+, 918 nucleotides. RefSeq lists its product as uncharacterized. Bases 1 to 918 code for a protein of 305 amino acids. The record is from RefSeq and is a predicted model, not a curated record. The transcript is spliced from 3 exons. Gene Ontology annotation, molecular function: proton transmembrane transporter activity. NCBI's taxonomy places the organism in Eukaryota, Fungi, Ascomycota, Sordariomycetes, Sordariales, Podosporaceae. Gene Ontology annotation, biological process: proton motive force-driven ATP synthesis.